Molecule: messenger RNA, 2449 nt
Organism: Umbelopsis ramanniana AG
Lineage: Eukaryota; Fungi; Mucoromycota; Umbelopsidomycetes; Umbelopsidales; Umbelopsidaceae
Exons: 12
Coding region: 1-2187 (728 amino acids)
Cellular component (GO): nucleus; cytosol
Molecular function (GO): protein phosphatase binding; protein phosphatase regulator activity
Source: RefSeq, a predicted model, not a curated record
AUGUUUUGGCGUUUCGGCUUUAAUAACCCAUCGGCGAUCGAUGCAAUACUUGAUAAAGAAGAUGUUGAAUUGCAAGAAAUCCUCAAUGAAGGCGAUGUCAUUCAAGAAGUCAAGACACACAAUCAACGAUUGAUUGACUUUUUGUGUCAGCGGCAGAACCUCUCCCAGCUUCUACAAUACCUGACGGCGGAAUCACUGGAUCGUGAACAAUGGAGCUAUCCGCUCAUUGCAAGUGAAAUAUUAUCAAGUGAUAUUCCUCAAAUAUUAGACAGCCUGUUGAUCGAUCAUGUGGAUCUUUUGAAGGGCCUUUGGGACUUCUUAGAUAAACCAGCCAUGACCAGAGGAGCCACCGGUAUGCCGUUUGACCUUGCAGCCAACUUUGCAAAGGUUAACUGUUCAUUGCUUGCCAAACGAUCAGAGCCAAUGCUUGCAUUUGUACAGUCCGUCCCCAAUGUUUUCCAAAAGAUUAUGACCCACUUGGAAACGCCAGCUAUCACUGAUCUUCUGUUGACUUUAAUUCGGAUGGAAGAGGUGCUACCGGAAGAUAAUAGCUCCAUUAAUUGGUUGCAUGAACAAGGUCUACUGGAUAAUUUGAUCAGCAAACUGGAUCCCAAUCUUGAUCCUGAUGAGCACUCCAUAGCACAACAAGUCAUCUCGGAAAUAAUACGAAUGUCACAAACGAGCAUUCCCGAAUCCCCAAGCAUUGGAACCAAUGUCCUUAUUACUACAUUGACAAGCGAAUCAAAAAUGACACAAUUGGUUAAUUACAUGUUGGACAAAGAUGCUUCCAAUUCCACAUCAUCUCUCAUCAACGGCGUGGCCAUCAUCAUAGAUCUUAUAAGGCAUAAUAACAGCGACGCAGAACUGGAUCAAAUAGCCAUGUAUUCUGCAGAUGAAGGUGUAUCUGAACCACCCGUGACCCUUAAAGAGAUGAUGCAAGUCUUAGCCGACCGUGUUGGUGACUUCAACAACCUUCUCAUAAAUCCCAAAUCCGUGUCUUCAACCCUACCCACUACCAUAGGCGAUCGCAUGCCACUGGGAUUUGAGCGUUUAAAGAUAUGCGAACUGUUUGCGGAACUAUUGCAUUGCUCCAAUAUGGCGCAUCUCAACAAACCCCUAUUGAAGCACCACCUCGCAAGAGCAAAUUACAUCAACACAAUCGCUACUGACGAGGAACCUGAAGAAGCCGACGCUGCUGAGCCAACUGCAAAGGAAGAUGACCAAGUGUAUAUUGCAGAUUACUUGAAAUUACAGUUUAUUAAGCAUAGAGUGCUUCCUACCUGUUUGGACAUUUUCUUUGGAUUCCCAUGGAACAACUUUCUUCACUAUGUUGUCUACGACAUGCUUCACCAGAUUUUCAACGGUAGCAUGGAAUUUGGAUACAACCGUCAAUUGGCGCUCUCUGUGCUUAAAGACGGUAAAUUGACCAACCGCAUCAUCGAAGCAUACGAAUUGAAUGAACGUGAGACAUCGGUUCCAAAGGGCAUGCGCUUGGGGUACAUGGGUCAUCUUACUUUUAUUGCCGACGAGAUCUCCAAGCUCAUGGAUAACUACAGCGAAGUGGAAGCGACUGUCAGAGACGAUGUCGAUCUCCAAAAAUGGGAUAAUUUUUAUAUUGAAGUCCUUGCCGAGACUCGCGAGAGGGACACUUUGCCACUUGGUGGAGAUCGACCUAAUGCUGGUGCAACCUAUAGCAUUAGUGAAGAAGAAGAGGAUGAUGAGGAUGCAUUAGUUGGUGCACAGGACGAAUUUGCCCGGUAUAUGCAUCACGCCAAAGGUGGAUAUGACGAUGAAGACGAAGAGAUUGGCGAGAGUGGUGAUCAUUGGAUGAGCCCACCUGGAGACAACACAGAUACUAGUGGUGGAUUUGAACGUCUGCGCAUUCGCAAUGAUAAUGAUGAUGCACAAGAGACGGAAGAAUCAUCAUCUCAAGCGUGGUCAAGCUUUCCACAAACCACCAUUAUACAGCAAACGGAUGAAGAUGAAGACGAAUAUGAUCGAUUCAGUGACCGACCUGGAUUUGGCAGCUUUGACGAUAAGAAUCGCGUCGAAGGUGCACAAGGAGGCUACCAAUCGUUUGCACAGCCUACCACCGAAAAUGCUUUUGUGCCUGCAGUCAAAACUCGUGAAGAGGAACAUGAGUACAAGUAUCAAGAUGACGAUGAGGAGCAAGAAGGUGAAAUAUAGAAAUUGGUUGUUCUUUUCUUUUUAUUAGAGUGAAAGCCACACGACGACCGUGUAAAAUCAUAAAGCCUAGUAGUUAUUUGUACAGCGCGAGUGAUGGGAUGGAUGGCGAGCAAGGCAAUGGAGCUCAAUGGCAUGCAUUGUGCAGAGUUUAACUCCGUCCACUGCCUAGGACUGCCAAAAGAAUUUUUCUAAGCCACUAGCUACCGGGUAUAAAUUUUUUUCCAUUCUGCCACUUCCAUGAACCUCGUUCUUAAGCGGCUCA